Messenger RNA from Aphidius gifuensis, 1194 nucleotides. RefSeq names its product enhancer of split mbeta protein-like. Gene Ontology annotation, cellular component: nucleus. The transcript has a single exon. Gene Ontology annotation, biological process: regulation of transcription by RNA polymerase II; regulation of neurogenesis; anterior/posterior pattern specification. NCBI's taxonomy places the organism in Eukaryota, Metazoa, Arthropoda, Insecta, Hymenoptera, Braconidae. The coding region runs from base 193 to 828 and encodes 211 amino acids. Gene Ontology annotation, molecular function: DNA-binding transcription factor activity, RNA polymerase II-specific; protein dimerization activity; RNA polymerase II cis-regulatory region sequence-specific DNA binding. The record is from RefSeq and is a predicted model, not a curated record.
ACCAAAAUCACAAACUCACUCAGUUUUACUCGGCACUCCGAGGCAAUAAGUUCUCCUGAAAAUAAAAAUAUCAGAGAAAUAAAAUAAAAAAGAUAUAUUUUUUUUUUUAUUGUGAAAAUAAUAAAUAAAACGUGAGUGUUCAAUAAGUGAUAUAAAUUUUAUUAUAUAAUAAUAAAUAAACAAAUAAAAAAAAUGGCACCACAUACAACAAGUUAUGGUACUGUUGGAGCUGGUAUGGAGUAUGAAGAACCAGUAUCAAGAACAUAUCAAUAUCGUAAAGUUAUGAAACCAAUGUUAGAACGUAAACGUCGUGCACGUAUUAAUCGUUGUUUAGAUGAACUUAAAGAAUUAAUGGUAACAGCAUUACAAGCUGAAGGUGAAAAUGUUGCAAAAUUAGAAAAAGCUGAUAUACUUGAAUUGACUGUACGUCAUUUACAUACAUUAAGAGCAGCAAGAAGAUUAACAUUAACACCUGAAAAUAGUUAUGCUGAUAGAUUUAGAGAAGGUUUUACACAAUGUGCACAAGAAGUAUCAACAUUUUUAUCAACACCAGUUGCAUCAACUGUACAUCCAGCUGCUGGUGCACAAUUAAUGCGUCAUCUUGGUGGUUGUUUAAGACGUCUUGAAGGACCUGGUCCAGCAAGUCCAACUAAUACAACUCCAGUUAAUAAUCAGCAACAACAACAACAACAACAACAAACAACUGUCAAUAAAAUUGCUGUUAAUUUACCACAAAAUGUCUACACACCACCACAAAGUCCAAUGAGUGUUGUCAGUUCAUCAGAAGAAACAUCCAUUGAAUCAUCAUCUGUCUGGCGUCCGUGGUAAAUUUAUUACCAAUGAAAAUUACCAAGAAGAAAACAACUCAUCAAUCAACUGAGAUUUAUAUUUAAUUUAAAAAAUUAUAUUUAAGAUUUAUCAAUGGGUGAUAUGAUUGGGAUUCUGCAAUCUGUUGGAUCAAACUCCACAUGUUUUAUAAAUUUACAAAUUAUCAUAUAAGAUUAUUAUUUUUCAAAUUAUUUUAUAUUCAAAAAAAAAAAAAUUUUUUUUUCUUUUUAUUAUUAUUAUUAUUAUACGACAAAACAUUUGUCUUCCAAUUUUUAAAAAAUUUUUUUUUUCUUUUGCAUUUUAAAAUUAAUUUUUUUCUAAUUUAAUUUAGCAUAUGGGUGAAGAAGCUUUAAGUGAUAUCUGUGA